AUGGUAGCGAAAUUAGGAGGAAAACCAUCGUGGCUCACAUGUUUGAGUGCUAUUUCAGAGGAAACACUCAGUAAGAACCUAACCGGCUCAGUGGAUGACAGUAAGAUAGCGUGGAUCGUCCGAAUGCGCUCUUUAAUACAAGAAUGCCAAGAACUGGACCUCAUAAUAAUAAACUUGCGGAAUGCGCUUGACAGCUACAUGGAGGCAGCUGACAAGAUGCAAAAACCGCUAAACGAAAAUCAAAUAGCCAAAAUUGAAGAAAAAGUCAAAGCGGCGCAAACAAUCUAUCUCAGUGGUCAGAACUAUCUGAUCGAACUUCCUUUACUCCUAGAGCGGAAUGCGGAUAUAUCGUUACCCGAGCCUAUCUCAGAUGGGACGCUCAAGCCACGUCUCGCUCCUCUUCAAUUGCCAAGUUUCAAGGACAACUAUGGGAAUGGGAACAUAUCUGGAGAGUUUUCGAUGCCGUCACCCACAAGAGCAACAUCAGCAAAAUCGAGAGGCUGA
This is a messenger RNA of Haemonchus placei, 504 nucleotides long. The record is from the annotation of a GenBank genome assembly. NCBI's taxonomy places the organism in Eukaryota, Metazoa, Nematoda, Chromadorea, Rhabditida, Trichostrongylidae.